This is a messenger RNA of Musa acuminata subsp. malaccensis (wild Malaysian banana), 2236 nucleotides long. The record is from RefSeq and is a predicted model, not a curated record. NCBI's taxonomy places the organism in Eukaryota, Viridiplantae, Streptophyta, Magnoliopsida, Zingiberales, Musaceae.
GUAAUCUUUUACGAGCAAGACUGGAAUCCUCAAGUAGACAAGCAAGCCUUGCAGCGUUCUCACCGCAUUGGCCAAAUGAACCAUGUGUUAUCCAUAAAUUUGGUAACAGAACACACCAUCGAAGAGGCAAUCAUGAGAAGAGCAGAGAAAAAACUUUGGCUAAGCAACAAUGUUGUUCAUCAAGAAGAAGAAACAUAUGCAGCAGGAAAGGAUGUUGGAACUGAUACUGGUGACAUGCGGUCACUCAUUAUUGGCUUACAAUUAUUUGAUCCCAUGGAUGUCAACAAAGACUCCAUUGAUGCGGAUAAUAUGGUGGAACUCAAUGAAAUGACUGAUAAAGUGGUUGAAAUCCGUAAUCAUGAAACAUCAGAUAAGGAUGUCCGAAGAUUCAAAAUUAAUAAAAAAGAUAUGUUGGAAAGCGGUGACAUGUUUGCAAAAUCUUAUGGAUCUGCUACUUUUGAUCCUAGAGUUGAUGAGGCUUCAUAUUUGUCCUGGCUUCAGAAGUUUAAAGAGGCUUCAUUGUCUGGAGAGGCUUCCUAUUUGGAGCAGGGAAAGAGAAGACAUCUGUCAGAAGAAUAUCAACGAAAACGUGAAGCUGAUAAGAAAAAGGCAGAGGAGAAACAGUUAGCAAAGUGGGAAGCUCUUGGUUACCAGACAUUAGCUAUUAAGGAGCCGGAUCUCAUAGUGGAGAAUAGUGUUCUGUCUGAUUUGGGUUCUGUCCAGUUUGUGUACGGAGAUUGCACUAAACCAUCAAAAGUUUUCCCAUCAGAGCCUGCUAUAAUUUUUAGUUGCAUUGAUAACUCUGGAAGAUGGGGACAUGGCGGAAUGUUUGAUGCUCUAGCUAGUCUUUCAACAUGUGUCCCAGAUGCCUACCACCAUGCUUUUGAAUGUGAUGAUCUUCAUAUGGGGGAUUUGCACUUAGUGAAGUUAAAUGGUUGUUUCUUACAUCUAACCAUCUUAUCAUCAACAUCAUCAUCAUAUUUUUAUUCUUUGUUUUAGAUUGUACAAAAGCAACAAAUCAAUUUAUGAAGCUAAAAAAUAAUUUAAAUUGAAUAUAGUAUGUUAAGGAUUUGUGUGCUACUGCUGUCUAUAUUCUGCUUGUGCUGCAUAGACAAACAUGGUGUCUGUGUUAAUGUGAUCUUUACCUUGAUGAAUUCUGAAUAUGCUCCAGUUAAUUUCUUAGAUUUUUUUGUUAAGUAUAAUUGUCUAGGUUUGGUUUAUUCAGUAGUGCUACCAAAGAAAUAUCAAAUAUGACUAGUUUGGUUUAUUCUGAAAAAGAAGGCAGAGUCACGACUUCUAAUGGGUCACAUAUUAUCCUACUAUUAUGAAUGUAUCAUGGGGCUUUGCUUAUGAAAAUCCUAUGACGAGCUUAGAGAUUUUUGAAUUGAUGUUAAUCCUUCAAUCGGUUUAUGUUUUUCAGUACUUUUUGUUUCCCAAUAUUAAGUGCAUGUUGGCCUGAAGGUGUGUGACUGUUAACAGCAAUUAGUCAACUACCAUAAGAUGUAAAUCCUAAUUGUUCAGGAUUAGCUAUAUGGAUCUUUUCUCAGCAUUGAAGUGUUAUUGGUCGAGAUCCAUGCUUAUAUUAGAUAUAUCAAAUUUCUUAUUCUAGGUGUUAGCUACCUAAGUCAACCCUCCUCUCCUGUCAUCAGAUAUGUAUUUGUCUUUGCUUUUGCCUAAUGCAGCCCUCUUCUCCUGCUAUCCAAUAUUUAUUUACUCUUCUUUCUUGUGUCUGCGUGAAGAAGUUGGGAAACCCGUCAAUUUUAGAUGUCUGAUCCAUUGAAGAUGACAUUUUUACCUCUUCUGAAGUAAUUGGACCUUGCAUGUCCAUCUUGACUUCAAUGAAUCAUUAGUGGGCUUUAAGGAAUAUUUCAAUCUCAAAGAUAUAAAUAUUUGGCCUUGGUAAAUUAUGGAGGAUCACUGAGCCAAGUUGAGUUAUUUUGGACCAUGGAUUUCUUAUCAUUUGUACUGUUCAUAUCAUGAGUGAGAUCUGUUGUUUUUUGUGAAAAAAAGGUCUUAACUGCAUUCUUAUGAUAUUUUAAGUUGUAAGCUGACUUGGAUCUAAAUAAGUAAAAAAAAUAGUUUUAUCAGUUUAUGGUUGUCCUCUACUUUUAGAAGUUUGUUAAGGUAUGAUAAUCAAAUUUUACCCCGAAUGAUUAGGAACUGAUAAUUCAAGUUAUGGUUACUUAUCGUGUUAUAAUAUAGUUUUUCCUGGUAGAUUUACCUUUUGAUACACACA